Messenger RNA from Clupea harengus (Atlantic herring), 1776 nucleotides. RefSeq names its product RAB15, member RAS oncogene family (gene rab15). Lineage: Eukaryota; Metazoa; Chordata; Actinopteri; Clupeiformes; Clupeidae. The record is from RefSeq and is a predicted model, not a curated record. Gene Ontology annotation, biological process: Rab protein signal transduction. Gene Ontology annotation, molecular function: GTPase activity; GTP binding.
CCCAUUUUCUGCGUUGACGGUGAUGUCAAGUGAGAAAAGGAUGCUGAGCGCAUCAUAGCCACCGCACCCACUAGGCAGAGUUUUUGGAAUCCCUCCUUCGUUAUUUACAUCUCUAGUCUUUAGGGCCCUCCAGUUGUGCUACAGGAUUGACGGCUUUAUGGAAGGAACAAGGAGAUAAUAGGCUACGUUGCAUUCAGCCGACAUGGAAUGUGCAUAUGCAACAGCACUUAGAAAUUCAUCGCUGAGUUAGCUAAACGUCCCUGCAUGAAACCAUGGCUAAGCAAUAUGAUGUUCUGUUCAGACUCUUGCUUCUUGGAGACACCGGAGUCGGAAAAACCUGUUUAUUAUGCAGAUUCACGGACAAUGAAUUUCACCCUUCACAUAUUUCCACAAUCGGUAUCGAUUUCAAAAUGAAAACCUUAAUGAUAGAUGGCGUCAAAGUAAGGAUACAGAUAUGGGACACAGCAGGCCAGGAGAGAUACCAGACUAUAACCAAACAGUACUACAGACGAGCACAGGGAAUCUUCCUGGUGUAUGACAUCACAAGCGAGCGGUCCUUUCAGCACAUAAUGAAGUGGGCCAGUGACGUGGAUGAGUAUGCUCCUGACACAGUGCAGAAGAUUCUGAUAGGGAACAAGUCAGAUGAGGAGCACAAGAGGCAGGUGGCUACAGAGCAGGGUACCAAGCUUGCCAAAGCCUAUGGAAUGGACUUCUAUGAGACAAGUGCCUUCACCAACCACAACAUCAAGGAGUCUUUCACACGACUGGCUGAGCUGGUCCUUCAGGCCAACUGGAAAGACCUGGAUGUACUGAGAGCAUCUGUGACGGACGAGCUCAAUAUCGCCGCCCUGGAGGAGGAAGAGGGCAUAGGCGAUGGCCAUGGAGACUCACAAAAAGCCUGCUGGUGUUAAACAAAACAGCAGAUGACAUCGCCUCCUCAUGCAUUCAAGGGUAGUUUUAUUUUCUUUACAGACAAACCUUUACAUUGACAUGAACAUUAUUAUCUCUCUGCAACGUGUCAAGAUUGAGGUCGGCAGGGUUUGGUGCCUUGAGCUUUCACUUGGACUCAGUGAACUGAAUGAACUGAGGUGCCUCUCCUGCGCUUACUGUGGGUCUCACUCAUAGCCAAUCGCACUGUGCCAUACCUAACGUAGCCCACUAGAGGGCGCCAUCUGCUUUCUAAUGGCUGUUUGGAAAUGAGGGAUGCCAAGGCUUUUCACUACAAGGAGAGAUGGGAUGUUCAAAUCCAGGGUACCUGUACAUGUGAUGUUCUGCGCAGUGGAUGUCAAAGGGAUGUUCAGGUAUCUGUAGCUGGUUCUUUAGAUAUUUUGCAAAUUUCUGUUUUCAGAAUCUCCGUUUCCCUGGAUAGUUCCACUGUGGUGUGCCAGCCUUUUCUGGACAAACUGUAUAGUAAAAAUGCUAUGAUUAAAAAUGUGAGGUUGUCUGUUGUGGUUCCAGCGGUAUGAAAUGCUCGUGAUUAAUGAGUACAAAGUCUUUAUGUCGCCACAAAACAAAAGGCAGAAGAAGAAGCUUUGACUUGAUGAGGUAAAAGUGAGUUUGCCGGCUAAUUUUCAGACGUGGUCUACAACACUGCAGUUUGUUUUGUGCAGUUUCUCGUUUCUCCAUGGCUGCUAAAUGAAGACGUUCAUUACCCUACUCAACUUCCUCAAUUGACAGUGUCACUGCGAAAUGUCACCAAUGGAAUGUUUUGAUCUCCACAUGCUUGUUGUUGCUGUUUGCAUCUUUGGCGUCAAUAAAAAUAAUGCAACUUGCUAA